Molecule: messenger RNA, 7687 nt
Organism: Armigeres subalbatus
Lineage: Eukaryota; Metazoa; Arthropoda; Insecta; Diptera; Culicidae
Gene: RASSF8
Product: transcription factor mef2A
Exons: 7
Coding region: 1349-3823 (824 amino acids)
Biological process (GO): signal transduction
Source: RefSeq, a predicted model, not a curated record
GCUCUACAGUUUUAUCGCGUUCGUCAAGCUGUGCAGACGCACACAUUCCAUUGUGGGUUGCGGCGGUGUCGCGAAUCGCCUCUCGUGUGUUGUUGUGUGUAGUGUGGAAUCCAACUCUUCUCCUCGCCGACCGACCGUUGUCGCGUCAUCGUUUAGACUGUGUUUUGUACUGUCGUCGUCGUUGGUUUCGUAAAGUUGCUGACCGUUUUUUAUCGUCAUUCCAAUGAGGAAAGCUAGAAAGGAGUUUCAAAUUUCGUUGUUUCAUCAAAGAUCCGGAUCGGAAAUGCGCAAAGUGUAAAUGCGAUUGUUAUCGCACAGGUUUAACCGAUGAAGUCAGUGCAGUUUUUGGUUCGUGAAACGUGAUUUAGUGCUGAAUAGUUGCUGAUGAAAAACGGUGUUUUGCAGUGUUCUUAUAUGACCAGUGGGUUGGUGCGCGGGUGAUCAGGCGGCAGAAAGGAAGAAACAUCCAGCCAGUCAGUUUUCAAAGUUUUCGUAUUGUGAAUGCUUGCUUAUAGUGGCCCUUGUUCUGUUAUGUAUUUGUGUGGCUCGCGAGUGGAGCCCACGAUGACUAGCCAUGUGUGAAGGCCAGAAGGGCUCCGAAGAGAAGGAAACACCAAUCAACCAGUGUGGAUGGAAAAGUGGAGGUAGUUUGGGCCAUACCAAAACAUAAUACGGCACCGUUUAAAAGCGGACCCUGGUCACUAGGAAGUGUUAUAUUACGAAGCAUAAACAGUUUGUGAAGAUUUCGUUAGCGGCGAUAACUCGUUGAGUAGUCUCGCAUGCUGAUUGAAUGAAAAGGGAAACUCAACGACGAGGUGUAAAUAGAUGCUGAUGGUAUGAGAUGCAUACGGUGUCGAUUGGAGAACCAGUAGAGAACCGUUAAGCACUUAGCAGAAGCCUGAGAUUGUAACCCACUUUGGUCGGGCAGACGGGCACGCAUAAGCCGAUUACAGCAAGCGUCGGAGCGGUUCAGUGAGCACACUUGACGGACCCAGCGAAGACAGACCGAGAAACCCAUCAUCGUCGUCCGACGAGCUAAUAUUAUGACAGAGACAAGAAAGUAUCAUCGCAGCAGCAUUUGCGUUGGAGAAGCAUUAGUCGGAAGAUACCUACCGAUGGUAUUAGUGUGUCUAACUUUCGAGUGACAAAGUUGUGGGAAAAUCCUUCGAGCCUGCAGUGGAGCAGAAACAUUUGUGAGUGAAACUUUGACGUGUUCGUCCCUGGAAGCAUCGCAAGGCAGACGGUUCCGGCGGGGUAAGCUGUUUGCAAGUACGCGACAGUGCCCCAACCGUGCCCCAGCACCGAACAAUCGGUAGGGCGCACGGGGCCAACGUGCGCUUGGUGAAAGAUGGAAUUGAAAGUCUGGGUCGAAGGAAUACAGCGCAUUGUUUGCGGAGUGACGGAAGUCACCACUUGUCAGGACGUGGUAUUUGCCCUAGCUCACGCCACCGGAAAGACCGGCAGAUUCACCCUCAUCGAACGAUGGCGCAACAACGAAAGGCUGCUGGCACCCCACGAGAACCCGCUGAAAAUUCUCAUGAAAUGGGGCGAAUACUCCAGCGAUGUGCAGUUUAUACUGCAGCGGUCCGAACAGAAAAAGCCCGAUCAAAGUCAACAGAAUAACAACAACAAUAAUAUAAGUAGCAACACCCCUGCUCAGAAUCAGCAUAAUACUCAGCAGCAACAGCAGCAGCCUCAGCCUCAGCAACAGCAACCACAUCCCCAGUCGCAGCAGCAGAUCCUUCGGCAGCAGCAAAAGUUGAACCAGUUGAAUAAUAACCACCUCAUCGGUGGCAGCGGGUUGGACGACCCCAAGAGCAAGCUGGUCCAGAACAAUCUAAAGAAUAGUGCCGGCAGCACAGGAAAUGACCCCUAUGGGAAGCAGCUCAACCAACAGCAGCAGCAGCACCAUCAUCAUCCCCAGCAGUCAGAAUUGAUCAGCAAUUGCUUGCCACCGUCUUCGCUGGAGCGUGGAAAGGAAACGAGGAAGAGCCUCAACUCAGGAUCACCUCCAAAUCUGAAGACAUCAUCCAAUAACAACAAUAUCAUCAAAAGCUUCAGCAAUAGCAAUAUCCAUCAUAAUAAUAAUAACAACAACAACAAUGCCAUCUCCCCCAGUAACAUCAAGAUCGAAAACAUUGGCAUAGUGAAAGGAAUUCCGCAGCAGAAGUCACCCCACAACAGUACCAGUUCAAGUGGAAGCAACAGCAGCAGUAGUAGCACCGGUAGUAGCAGUACUGGAGGUGGCAUAAGUGCUGCCAGUGUUAGCAAUAAUCACCAGAAUAAUGUCGAAGCCACGUAUGCUAGUGUUAUCAAAAAACCCAAAAGCCAUCACCCGAACGGUCCAGGAAGCAAUGCCAUUGUUGGAGAAUUCAAUGCAGCGGAUCUCCGAAAUUCGUUGGACCGUAAGCUGAAUGGUUUGCUGUAUAGCAACGGAAUCAACAUCGGGAGUCACCACCAUCAGAGCCAUCAUUCUCACCAAGGUGGGGGGACUGCCAUUGUGGGUGCCACCUUGAAAGAAUCGAAUUCUCGAUUCGGAGGCCUACCCAGCGGUGGAACCGGUGCUCAUCACUUGAGCAGCAAUGACAGCUUACUUCUGGACAGUAGUAGCAUAAGUAGCGUGAGCAGUAAUAGCAAUCACAAUCUCCUCAUAGGGAACGGAGGCAGCAAUGCCAAUUCACCCAUCACAGGAAUCUCAUCAAAUGGUGCUCUGGUUCCACCGCCAUACCGGGACCCGCCGCCGCCGAGAAAUUCCCCACUGUCGCACAAGCUAGACAGCUUGAACGGCAGCAACCCGAAUGCCAGUUUCAGCAGCAAUGGCAGCGGUAAUAGCCAAACCCUCAACAACAAUCUCAAUAUCAACAGGAAACUCGAAAAGGAUAGCAUCAACAUGAAUCUGGCGCUAAACGCUGCGGUGGCGGCAGCAACGGCCGUGGGGACCAACAGUGCCUCUGCCGGUCACACGGCAACUGGGGGUGGUGGCAGCAGCAUCGGGAGUAACAGCAGUGGCAGCAAUGCCAACGAGUUGCUUCUGCUAAACGAGCUGAGUCUGAACGAUGGACCAUUGCAGAACACGACACAGUACAGGGAUCUAAUACAGCUUAUCAAGUACCAGCGGGAGAAAAUCAAUACCCAGCAAGCGGAUCUUUCGAAGUACGACUCGGAGAUCCAGUAUCUAGAGAGCAAAGGCCGCGAGCAGCAGGAUAAACUCGACGCGCUCACGCAGGAAAUCAGCAAGACGGAUCAGGUCUAUCGGCAGGGCAGCGAGCAACUGCAAACGCUCCAGUACGUCGAGGAAGAGGGCGAGCUCGUGCGGCAGCAGGAGAAGACUCUCAAAUCGGAGAUCACCCUGCUGCGCUCGAAGCUGGCCAACUGCGAGACGGAACUGCUGCAGUGCAAGAACAAGAUCCGCCUGCUGAUGGACGAGAUCCAGGUCGAGCAGCGCAAGUAUUGCCGACAGUAUGACUCUAAUCGUGCACAGUUAGAACGUCAUCUAAUGUCUGAAGUUGACAGGAUUCAGCUGGAGAUCGAUCUGGCCAUCCAGAGUACGGACCAUGCGAGCAAGGCAACCGAUAAGCUGAAGAGCGAGGUGGCUGGCAUCGAGAGCAACAUUGCGGAGAAGAAGAAACAGGUCGAGCAGCUGGUUCACGAGAUGAAGGAAGUCAACCUGCAGAGCCUGGCGGUGGCUCCCGCCGACGAAGUGCGACAUCUACUGGAAGUUGGCUCAGUGAAGCCCGGCAGCACUAGGAGGAUGAUCGGAUCGCCAAGACAGCUGGAAAAUGCAGUCCCUACCAGUAAGAAUCCCCACGGAGUGUGGGUCUAACGAGGAAAAACGGCAACUAUAGAUUAACUACUACUACUGCUACUGAUGCUACCGCAACAGCCAGUAGGAGUCAGUCAGUGGCAUGCAAUAAGUUAUUCAACCAAUUGUGAUAUUGUUGUGUAAGAGAAUUCAAAAGUGCAAGCUGCAAGGAAGAAUAUCAACUAGGAAUUGCUAUUCGUGGGCUUAAAGGCCAUUAGAAGGAACAGAUAAAACACAAACGAUUAGAUAAAGACACCCACAUAGCGACGUGGAAAAUACGAUCCUUCAUCAAAAAUGGCCUCAUUUUGUACUUAACACAAAGCGAUUUAUUUUUAUACAUGCAUAGGCUAUACUUUUAGAGACUGUUACAAACCACUUUCAAUCAACUAUUUCUACUUGCAUAUAUCUACUACUUCACGUACUGUUUUUUUAGUACACCUAAGUUCUCAUAUGUGACUAGAGAAUCUGCGGCAGGAGCAUACAGACUUAUAUUUAAACAAAAUUAUAUCGGCACGAAAAUGAAAUUACCAGGUCAAAAUCUCGAAUCCGUAGGGUCCAAUGACACCGCCGAACUUAGUUUGCGCAAGGCGCAGAAAACUUGAUCUGACCGUGUUUAUCACUUUCUCUACAUCUUUCCCACCAAUUACAAAGAAAAAAAAAUUACAUUCCAUCAUUUCGUUUUGGCGAAGCAAAAUAAACAAAAACGGAAACAUUUUCCACAUAAAACUCCACAACGCAACAGUGGCCUCACAACGGUAAGACUAGCACAUUGCGAGCGAUAAUGUUGAUUUGAGUAAUAAGUGGAAGUAAAACUUAAGACAGUUGAAAAAAAACAUUCCUCACAAAAGUAAUUCUAUACUCUAUCCAAAUGGUUCUAACGAAUAAGAAUUGAUGUAUUCUGCAUAUAUCUUGUUUUGGUUUCAAUUUCAAUUAGUAUAGUUUUGUAAUGUGUUGGGAAAAACGAUGCAUCAAUCCGAAAAGCUUCGUUUCCAAGCUUAAUUGCUUGAUUGAUUUCGGAUUGAGUAUAAACGUUGAUGAAGAGGCAUGGCGAUGCUGCAUUAACCGCACCUACCUGGGUGGAUGCGUUGUGCACGAAAGUUCUUUAACGCUAGGUGGCCAAUGGGACUUAAAGCUGUGUUUGAAUUCAAACUAAACUUAGAAGUGACGGUUCGAAUAACUCUGCACGCGAAGCAAGAUUGCUAUUGAAAUACAAUGAAUCGUUUUCGAAAAAUGGGAUUUUUUUAUUUUCAUGCAUCAUUUUUUUCCACAAGCAGAUUAUAUGAAUAGUCGCCUCUCCACAUCUCGAUAUUAAAGAGAUCUUCGACAUCGAGAUCGAGGAAUAGAUGGAAAAUUUAAAUGGAUACUAGAUCGUAAAAAGCUAGUUGCUAUGAAAAAAAAAAAAUAAAUGAAAAUUUCACGAAACUUUAUAGAAAAUAUACAACAAAAAGCCGGAAAAAUUAUACCCAAACCAGUAAAAAAAUUUUUGAAAUAUUUUUGAGAGAAGAACUCUAUCAGCUUUUAAUUAGGCUUUACAUUUAAUCCAAGAAGAUUUCUGAAAAAUCAUAUCAUCAGAACAAAGAAAUGUUAAUGUUCAACAAAGUGUUUUGGUGAAAACGCAAACAAAUUUUCAACGAAAUUUUUCACUGCAAUUAAAAUUCCUUGAAUAAUGAUUGAUUUUGUGAAAAAAAAAUCCAUAAUUGGCCAUAUUUUUAUGGCCCAUCUGGGCCUUUUUCACUGAAUUCGCAAAAUGCGAGAUGCGCAGCUUAGCCUAGCGGUAAGACGCGCGGCUACAAAGCAAGACCAUGCUGAGGGUGACCGGUCUAGGCAAUUUUCGGCUUGAAAAUUGUCUCGAUUUCUCUGGGCAUAAAAGUAUCAUCGUGUUAGCCUAUGAUAUACGACUGUAAAAAUGGUACCUUGGCUUAGAAACAGAUGCGCAAAAUAAAAUUUAACACUAUUUGAAUGAUUGACCGUUUUGUUUCACACUAUGCGGCCUUCACAUGAUCAUAAAAUAUUGACAAAACUUAUUGAUGUCAAAAAAUGGUAGGUAUUGUCGGAUUAACAAUUAGCUGUGUUGAAUGUUUACAUGUUUUGUGUAAAACAUUUAUAUUUUAUUUCUAUCUUCUGGCUUUUUUCAGUUUGAAAAUAAUUCAAACGGGUUCACAUUUGCAUUGCCCGACGUUUCAGCCCGUUUACAUAGGAUGUGUUCGAAUAUGGCUAACACCUAGCGCCGUAGCGUGCGGUUGGCCUGGUUAGCCUCCGCCAAGAGUGCCGGGUCUUAGGGGAGCGCCGAAAUCAAGAUUUGAACUAUAUGAAAUAGAUCAGUUUUAUUAGUUAAGGGACAAUUAAUAACAAACUAACUACAAAGCUUGAAGAGUUUAUUUUUGUAUGUCCUACGAAAGGCGGAAACAGAUGAGACUAAAUACUCAAGGCUGAACUCAAAAGGCUGGAAUCUCGAAAGGCUGAAAGUCUCACAAGGCUGGAAGUAUCGAAAGGCUGUGAAGUAUCAGCAGGCUGAAAUUUAUCGAAAGGCUGAAAUUGGAAGGAUGCAAUGGCAAGUUGAGUGGCUGAAUAGUGAAAAAUGAAUGAAAAAACAAAAAUAAAGAAUAAAAAUUAAGGAAUUGAAAAUCUAUGUAUCUAUGUACAUAAAAAUGAAUUUCUGUCUGUCUGACUCUUAUAGAGUCGGAAACUACUGAACCGAUCUGCGGGAAAAUUUGUAUGCAGAGGUUUUUGGGGCCGGGGAAGGUUCUUAAGAUGGUUCGAGACCCCUCCCUUCUUUGGAAAGGAGGGCUCACAUACGAAUGAACCAGAAAUUUCUGCAUAACUCUAGAAUAAAUCAAUUUAGGCGAUACGAAGUUCGCCGGGCCUGCAAGUAAAAAAUAAAAAACAAAGAAUUAAGAAUAAAUUAUGACGAAUAAAGAAUAAAAAAUCAAGAUUAAAAAAGAACGAUGGAAGAAAUAAUAGAAGGAAGAAAGAAGGAAGAAGGGGAAAGUAAUUGGAACCAGGACGAAAGAAUGAAGAAGAAAUAAAACGAUAGAAACAUGGAUUAAAGAAGAAAAAGGGAAAUAAUAAAGAAAAAAGGAAAGGAAAGAAGGAACAAUAAAGAAGAAAUAAGGGAGCAGAAAAAUAAAGAAGAAAGAUAAAACAAUGAAGAAGGAGAAAAAAGGAAGAAAUAUGGAAAAAAAGAAUAAGUAAGAAAGGAGAAGGAACAGGAACGAAGGAAGAUGGAAGAAGACAGUUUGAAAAAAAAGGAAGAAAGAAAAAAGGAGAAAGAAGAAUGAAGUUGGAAGACGAAAGAAGAAAGAAGAAAAAUGGAAGAACGGAUAAGGAAGAAAGAAGAAGGAGCAAGGAAGAAAGAAAAAGUAAAAGGAAGGAGGAAAGAACAAAGAAGAAGGAAAAUGGAACAAGGAAGGAGGAAUAAAAAUAAGGAAGAAGCAAGAAGAAAACAGGAAGAAAACAGGAUGAAGGAAUAAAAAAGAAAGAAAGUUGAAAGAAGAAAGAAGGAAGAGAGGAGAAGAAAUAAAGUAGACGGAAAAAAUAAAAAGGAAUAAGGAAUAAUAUAGAAGGAAGAGGAAAAAGAAAGAAUUAAGAAAAAUGAGGAAAGAAGGAAGAAGAUAGAUAGAAGACAGGAAGGAGCAGGAAGACAGGGGAAGCAAGCUGGAAGAAUUAAGAAAUCUGUGGAAAAAGAGAAGAAAGAAGAAAGAAAAGGGAAGAAGGAAAAAGUAAGAAGGAAGAUGGAAGAAGGUAGAAAGAAAAAAAGAAGGAUAAAGAAGAUAGAAGAUACAGAAACGAAGAAUGAAGCAAGAAAAAAGGAAAAAGGAUAAAAGAAAAAGGAACAAUGAAGUAGGAAGAAAGAAAAGAGUAGAAGAAAGAAGGAAAAAGGAAAAU